This is a messenger RNA of Gossypium arboreum, 1118 nucleotides long. RefSeq lists its product as uncharacterized. The record is from RefSeq and is a predicted model, not a curated record. The transcript is spliced from 5 exons. NCBI's taxonomy places the organism in Eukaryota, Viridiplantae, Streptophyta, Magnoliopsida, Malvales, Malvaceae. The coding region runs from base 416 to 787 and encodes 123 amino acids.
CUCAAAAAAUUGACAAUAGGAGAUUGCAAGGACGUUGAUUUAGAGGGCAUGCAAUGGGAACCCCAUGGUUGGUGAUUGGUAAUAUUCCAAAGCUGCUGUCUCUUCCCCUUGGGCUUCAACAUCUCUUUUUCAAAUGAAAACAUUAGGAAUUCAUGAAUGCCAUGGAUUAAGGUCACUCUUCCCUGUGUUCCAACAUCUCAUUUUCCUUGAACAGUUUUCAUUAAGUAACUGGAGUUUUCUGCACCUAAGUUCCAAAUAUUCCAAGAUCAUACAAGCCUGCGCUCUCUAACGCUGGCAAAGAUUCCAAAUUGUCGCCAACUUCCGGAGUGGAUUCAACAUCAAACAAAUCUGCCAAGGCUUAUUCUCUCUGAUUUAACAUCGCUUCCGGACGAGAACCAGUUUGGAAGAGUUCUUUAUGAAACGACUUCCCCAGUUGGAGGAAAGAUGUCGGAAGGACAUUGGUGCCGGUUGGCAUAAGAUUGCUCAUAUUGCUACAGUAUGUAACCAUCGAAGACUUUUAGUGAAACGAAUUUGGCAAAUUCAUGAAUCUAAAUGCAGGAAAAAAAAUUGCUUAUUCCCAAUACCAACAAGGAAUGACAGGCUUCUACUUUUUAAGCAUGAGUUCAAUGGAAGAGCCAAAAAGCAGGACAUGCAUUCUUCAUCAGCUGAUCUGUCCAUGGUUCACUGUUGCUUUUGGAAGAGUCGUUGUUCAAGCAUGACAAUUGCCAGAAAUAUUGUAUUUGAAAAUUUAUUAUUCCACUUUAUAUGGAGCUUAUUAAGAGUUUGAUUUAUUUUAUCGGUGAUGUGUGAAUUUAAAGAAGCAUACAUGUUCAUAGAAGGAACUAUUAUUGAGUGACAUUGUUAUAAAUGUCGAAUGUUGAUUGUCACUUGCAUAGCUAAAAUGAGUUGGGAGAGAAUUUAUUUAAUUGUGCAAAAGUGAGAUUGCAUCAAGUGUUUGAGGGGUUAAGCUUUAAAUUAUAUCUUUGUACUAUGAAGUUCAUAGUGUAUUUAUCUUUGGGCAAAACCCCGCAGAUGUAGGACAAGUUCCGAGCUGCAUAAACAUCUUGAUUGUACUCUCUAUUUUCUUUAUUGCAUAAUACGUGUAAAUUCAGGAAAAA